AUGCAAGUUCGGCGGUUGUGGGCUGAGAUGGCCCCCGAACUGAGCUUUGACUUUUGUGUACUGGAUGUUUACGCGGAAGUAAAGAACCCUGACUUCGCCGUCAACCUGAUUGGGAUCAACCCAUGGGGCGCGCAAGCGGGCUCCGGGAGUCUGCUGUUCCACUGGCUGGACGAUGCCGAUAUCCUCAACCGCACGGGGUCAGAGCCGGAGCCGGCCGUGGUCAUCCGACUGUUGGACGAAGGUGAAUCGCCGGUGCUUGCACGCGACGAAGCCUACCAGAUCGGGCGGGAACGGAUCAUCGAGGAUGAGCUGUGCUGCCUGAGAGAGCGCGCGGCUUGGAAUGGAUUUUGGGGGUGGUGCGCAUGCAAAAUUCAUGGCGCUGCCGCUGCCCGAUGCAUAUCCUAG
Messenger RNA from Colletotrichum gloeosporioides, 405 nucleotides. RefSeq lists its product as uncharacterized. The record is from RefSeq and is a predicted model, not a curated record. The coding region runs from base 1 to 405 and encodes 134 amino acids. The transcript has a single exon. NCBI's taxonomy places the organism in Eukaryota, Fungi, Ascomycota, Sordariomycetes, Glomerellales, Glomerellaceae.